Molecule: messenger RNA, 5211 nt
Organism: Acaulospora colombiana
Lineage: Eukaryota; Fungi; Glomeromycota; Glomeromycetes; Diversisporales; Acaulosporaceae
Source: the annotation of a GenBank genome assembly
AUGACUGAAGAAGAACAACAACAGGUUCCCAAAGUUGAGGAUGUUCUGACUGUUGUUAAUGAAGAGGAAAAAGGCUCGACCGUGGAAUCAAAGGAAAUUCUUGAAAUGCCUGAAAAACCCCUCGAGGAACCUAUCAAAAUGGACGUGAAUAAUUCUGAAACGCAACCAUGCGAAUCUGAACAGAAACCUCCUGUUAUAACGCCAACUCCGGACGUUAUGCCUGAUGUGCAACCCAGUAUCCCUUCGCUUGAAGAAUCUCAACCCGAACAAUCGUCACAGGAGCAUAUUAAUCCAGUGCUUGUGGAGUCGCCUCAUCCGCACGAUAACUCCAAGAUGCUUGAGGAAUCUCAACAACAUAUGAAUGUUCAGGAACAGCCGGAACAGGAUAAAUCUAAUAAUUUAAGUAAUGAAGUCAUAAAAGCUCCCGAAUCCAUUGAAAUUUCACAACCUCCACCCUCAAACCAGCCAGAUUCCGAACAAAUUCCCGAAACUGGAAAAAAUGAAGACAAUUCAGUGGAUAAUUCAAUGAUAACAUCGGAUGUUCCCUCACAAUCACCACCCACACAGAAUCCUGGUACUCAGGUAGAAUUUAAUACCGCUAUGGCAAAGGUAAAAGAGAUUGCCGCUAAAUUAGGAGUUAAGCCGACAAUUGACUCUACAAGCCCCCAAAACCAUAAUAACAACGCAACUCAACAGGGUGUCAAACGCUCUCAUGAUGACAGUUAUAGUUCUCAUGGUUCUAGAGACAGUCGCGACGACUACCGUGAUGAUUAUAGAAGAGACUCUUAUAACCGACGAGAUCGAGGAAGCCGAUACGAAGAUUAUGGAAGAGAAUCAAAAAGAGCCGCAUAUGAUGAUAAUGGUGGUCGACAUCGUUAUGGUCUGGGAAGCGAAGAGAGAAGAUCACACCAUGGUUCACACUAUGGUCCAGGUGGUGAUUCAUCUCGUUCAACCACCCAUGAAGAAUUUAAAGUCCCUAAUGCCGUUGUAGGUUUGGUAAUUGGUCGUGGUGGAGAAAAUUUGAAAAGGAUUGAAAAGCAAACUGGAGCGAGAAUUCAAUUUUCACAAGAUCAACCUCCCGAUGUUGUGGAAAGACGUGUCACCAUUACCGGGACACCUGAAGAUGUCAAGAGCGCUAAGGGAAUGGUUCAACAAUUAGUAGAAGAUGCAAUCAACGGAAAUUCCACUAGUCGUCGAGAUUCACAAGGAUUUAGUAGGUCGAUCACGAUUCAUAUUCCAAGUAGCAAAGUUGGUGUUGUAAUCGGACGUGGUGGGGAGACCAUUCGAGAUUUACAGGAUAGGAGUGGUGCUCGUAUAAAUGUUACCCCAGACAGCGCAGCCAGUCCCCAAUCUAACGACCGACCUGUAACUUUGAUUGGGGAUGACGCCGCCGUACAAAGGGCAAAGGCGCUGAUCGAUGAGAUUGUGAAUACAGGCGAAUCAUCACUGUCCGAUAGGCAUCCAAAAGAUUACCGAUCCAAUAGUUACAGCGGUGCGAGUACAUAUAGUAAUGACAGUCACGGUAGUAAUUAUGGCAGUGGCGGUCAUUAUGGCCCGCCUUCCGGUCCCUAUGGUGGUCCUCCGGGAGGUAAGUCUAAUCAGGAUGGCAUCACCAUUCAGGUUCCAAAUGAUUCUGUAGGCUUGAUCAUUGGAAAAGGCGGAGAAACAGUAAGAGCUCUCCAACAACAGUCAGGUGCCAGAAUACAAAUUGAGCCCGUACACGGUGUGCCGCCAGCUGAACGUAAUGUGCAGAUUACCGGUUCUUCUGAAAAUAUUGCUAUCGCGAAACAAUUGAUUCUUGAAAAAGCUGCAUCUGGAAAUGUACUAUCCGCGAAAGAUCAUCACGUCAUGGUGGAGAUCAAGGAAGAGGAGAUUACAGUUCAGGGAAUUACCAGCAAAGCUCUUACCAACACGGUAGCUAUCAGCAAGGCAGCUAUCAGCAGAGCGGUUAUCAACAGAGUGGGUGGUCCCGUCCCGGGAAAUACUUCGGGGCAAAAUUAUCAACAAAACCCCGGAUACCUGACGAGCUCGUACGCCACGCCGCAACAACAGCCUGUCUAUGGUCAGAGCACUAACAGUGAUUAUGGUCAGACCAACAACACCAGCGGAUAUCCUACCUCCGGUUCAUACGGGGUUCCGAAUCAACAACAACCGCAACAACAAACCAGCUACAGUCAAUAUGGACAGUAUCCAAACCAAACGCAGGCGACAACAUACAAUCAGUAUCCAACUCAAACGCAGUACGGUGCGUACGGUCAACCUCCUCAGUAUAAUCAAAUAUCCACCGGGCAACCUGUGGGACAAUCCGCUGGACAACCUGUCAUGCAGCAAUUGAGUCAACCACCAAAUCAACAGCAAGUUGGCUACUAUCAAACACAACCAGCUGCCGUCGAUCAAAGCAAACUUGGACAACCAACCGAAGUUAAAUCAGACUCGCAAACCGUAUCAUCGGUUCCAAAUUAUGGUUACCAGCAAUACGGUUAUAGCUAUGGGACCACUCCUGUUGCUGCUACUGCUCAAUUUUCAACCGCUGUUGGUGGACAAACGCAGGUAACUACCGCAACCACUGCCCAAGUCACUGGUGCAUAUCCUGUGUAUAAUACAGCCUCAACGGGCACCGCCGUCAAUCCGCCUGCGACAUCCUCGGCACCUGGAACUGGCGAUCAAAUUACCACGCAACAGUCUUACUCCGUGAUAAUGUGUGAAUUAAUAAAUAAUUUGGUACAAUUAAUGCCAAUACCCAACGUCGAUGGCACUGAUAUUUUUGUUGGUGAGAUAAUCGAAGGUGCGGACAAGGCUAAAAUUAGGAAAAGGAAUUUCACCCGAAAACAAUCCAAAAAAAGGAGAAAACCGGAUGGUGCAAAUAAACGCCGCGGUUUAGCUCGUAGAAUCAAAAGGCCAACUUCUGACUGUGCUGGCAGCGCUAUUGACCCCAAGAAAAGCAACAAUUCUAAUAUCCGAGUUAUCAGAGGUGAAGAUGGACAACUCAAAAUCGUUGAAGGGGGAGAUAGUGAUGUUGACAAUUAUCCGAUUCCAAUUAGAAUGGAGAGCUCCGCGGGAAAAGGUGCCGGUAAACCGAGAAAGAGGAAUUAUGCGAGAGCUUCGAACAACAAAUUACGCAAAAACAUAAAAUCUACAAAUGUUGGUUCUGCUUAUAAUGGUGGCAAAGAAAGAACGAGGCAAAAAAAAAGUGAGGUGUUACCAGAAAAGGUAUCAACCAAAAAUCCUGACGACAGUAUUCAGAUUGUUGAUGAUGAUAGUGAUGAUGGACGAAGAAAAAGACGAAAAUAUUGUGAGGAUACAACUGUUGAUCAGACUUUGUUGAGAGACACGCAUGAGAACCCGAUUGCGUAUACUGAGCAAUCACAGGGUUCAGAAAUAUUCGAUCCUUCAAGCGCGACUCAAGAUAAUACAAUCACAAUUUCAAGUGAUAAUACUGGAACUGUUGUCAUAGAUGUUACCGGCAGGAAGUUACGUCCAAUGGUCGAUUGCAUAGUCCCGAAGAGUGACAUGAGUUCCAACGAAUUGAGGAAAAAGUGGGCUAAAACGCAAAAAAAUCGAAUAAAAAAUAAUCAAAGCGUCCUCGCUAUAGGAAGAAAACAAGACUGUAGGGAAAUACUUCAGUCGGAGUAUGCAAGGCAAUUUUGGAAGACUAGAGAACAAACAUUAAACGGCAAUGGUCCAAAUUGGCAGGAAAGUCUCCGUAAAGCGAAAAGUAGAAACACCACGUCUCAUAAUUAUUCCAUCGUACCACAAAGGAUUGUACAAAAUGAUCGUGAAUUACAAUCUCACUCGCGUUCUAGUUCUUCGAGAGAUUUCCCGAUUUCAACGAGGACUAGGAGUAAAGCAGUUCCAAAUUCGAUUGAAAUCGAUGGAGAACGUUUUUUGCAGAAAGCUGUUAAAUCCUCUCCGUUCCCUCCAGGUAGAGGGAAGAACGGUAAUUUCGAGUUACCCGGAGAAAUUGACAGCUCACAGGAUGCCAUGAUGAGUGAUGAUAGGGCUGAGAAAACCUUGAUACAUUCAUCAUCAGGUAGCGAAAAUAAUAAAGAUCCGCACGAAUGGCAAAUAAUUGAAGAAACUGUUGUGAUGACGAGCACUAACUGGGAAAAAGAUAUUCAUACAGAAAGCGAGGAAGAAACUGUUGAGUUAGUAAGCGAUGGAUGGGAUGAUCAUGGAAUUCAAGUUGAACAGAGUCCUUCGAAUCAAUGUUUAGUGUCUCAGGGAGAAUUUCAUGCUUCUAGCCAAGACUCUAUUCAGCCAUUGACAUGCAACGAAAUUUUCCAAACUGAACUAGAUGUCUCGAAAGAAAAUUUUGAACAGAAUAUUGCAGAAUUAGAAGCCGCCUGUCAAGAGUUGGUGCAACCCGAUUUCAAAGCUGGGCCGCAAUACUCGACUUCAUCGAUGGAUCUAGAUGAAACCCUGGACAGUUUAAGUAGAAAUAUGUCCGAUAUUAUACCUUGUUCACCUCUUUCAAGUUUUUUGGAAAGACUAGCAGAAUGUUCCGCAAUGCCAAAUUCUCUCGACAGCUACAUGUCGUUUUCGAUUGCCGGAUCAAACCCUUCAACAGAAGUUGAUAUUUCAUUCGAAGAUUGUCUUGCAUAUUCGCAACAGUCGACAGAAUUUGAUUUUUCUCAAGCAAUAACUUCAAUAAAUGAAACUGAUGUUUCGUUUCAUGAUUCUUGUAACGGAUUGUCUUCCUUGACAACCACCCCAAUAUGGGAAACGGAAAAUCCUUUAUAUAGUUGGGAACGUAACUUAGAUUUGACCUCAAUUUACCCAUUAUAUUCAACUAAUGAUACUGCGGGAAUUCCCACCGAUAAUGACACUAAUUGUCAGAGGUUGACUUAUGGACCUACGGGCAUGGAUAUUACUUUGCAGGACUUACCAAUUAAAAACCAAUUGCUACCGUUGAAACGCGAGGAGGAACCUUGCGAAGAUGAUAAAAGUCUGGAAGAUAUUAGAGUAAAACCACAAGUAAAGAGAAAAAGACGUAGUAAGUGGUCCAACUUGGAGCUAGAAACUCUGGAAAAGGGGAUGGAAGAGUAUGGAACUAGUUGGGUAAAAAUUCUAGAAGUGCACGGGAAACCCCAUGGCCACUUGCGAGACCGCACGGCCGUUCAAUUGAAGGAUAAGGCGAGAAACGAAAAAAUGCGAAGAGCUCGGGAGAGAAUACCAACUGGCAUAUUUGAAAUCGCUACUGAUUAUGCUUAG